CAUUUAGGGAAGGCAGAAAGUAGGUCAGGGACGGAGGUGCCUGUUUACCCGCGCUGGACUCACCGCCGCCGCCGCCGCGGGAUCGGAGUGGGGGCGCGGGCGCGGGCGCUCUCGGCGAGCCACGGUAGUGCUGGCUAGAGUGCAUGCUUUUGGACCCAAGCUCAACUCUUCAAAUGUGGAAUCCUAGGCCUUCAUUGGGCAGACAGAUGGGCAAGUGCGUUUCCAAAAGGUUUCCAGUCAUUCCGAGUUGAGACAGAAAGGAUCAUCUGAUUGCCUGGGAGUGGACCAGUCAAGCACGCCUGCCGUUCCUCCAGCACAUGAACAAGAUGCAGAUGAACUUUCCCAGAACUUUGUUCAACUUCAGGCAGUCUCUGAACGAAGCUGACUGCCUGGAAGGAAACUAUAAAACAUGAAAAUCACUUUGAGGUGACCAGCAAGUCCAGUGGCUCCUCACCCCUCCCAGGGCGGACCUGAGGUUGAGGAACUGCAGCUUCAGAUGAGGAAACUUGGGCCCGGAGAGGAGGAGUGACCGCCCCAGUCUCGUCGUGCGGAGCUCGGACCCCCGGCUGCGGGCCGCACACGGACCUCUUCCACUCAGUUAGGAGCUGGCGUUCCUUGUAAGACCUCCAAUGGCGGACCAGAGAAUGGACAUUUCUUCAACAAUCAGUGAUUUCAUGUCCCCAGGCGCCAGCGACCUCCUCUCCAGCCCCCUGGGCACCGGUGCCGUGGACUGCACCCGCAAACGGAAAGGCAGCUGCACGGACUACCAACUUGAUGACUUUUCUUUUGAGGAAAGCAUGGACACAGACAAAGAUGACCCUCAUGGAAGGUUAGAAUACACAGAGCACCAAGGGAGGAUAAAAAAUGCAAGGGAAGCUCACAGUCAAAUUGAAAAAAGGCGUCGGGACAAAAUGAACAGUUUUAUUGAUGAAUUGGCUUCCUUGGUCCCAACGUGCAACGCAAUGUCCCGGAAACUAGACAAACUUACUGUGCUCCGGAUGGCCGUUCAGCACAUGAAAACACUACGAGCUCGUCUCGAACUAUUUGAGGAAAUUGGAAAGUGGGUGCUCAGUCAGAUCUCUGAGCUGUGUGGUGCCACCAAUCCAUACACAGAAGCAAACUACAAACCAACCUUUCUGUCAGACGAUGAAUUGAAACACCUCAUUCUCAGGGCAGCAGAUGGAUUUUUGUUUGUCGUAGGAUGUGACCGAGGGAAGAUACUCUUUGUCUCAGAGUCUGUCUUCAAGAUCCUCAACUACAGCCAGAAUGAUCUGAUCGGUCAGAGCUUGUUUGACUACCUACAUCCUAAAGACAUUGCCAAAGUCAAGGAGCAGCUCUCCUCCUCCGACACGGCACCCCGGGAGCGACUCAUAGAUGCAAAAACUGGACUUCCAGUUAAAACAGAUAUAACCCCUGGGCCAUCUCGGUUAUGUUCUGGAGCACGACGUUCUUUCUUCUGUAGGAUGAAGUGUAACAGGCCUUCAGUAAAGGUUGAAGACAAGGAUUUCCCCUCCACCUGCUCAAAGAAAAAAGCAGAUCGAAAAAGCUUCUGCACAAUACACAGCACAGGCUAUUUGAAAAGCUGGCCGCCCACAAAGAUGGGGCUGGAUGAAGACAAUGAACCGGACAACGAGGGGUGUAACCUCAGCUGCCUCGUUGCGAUAGGACGGCUGCACUCUCACGUGGUUCCACAGCCGGUGAACGGGGAGAUUAGGGUGAAAUCUAUGGAGUACGUUUCUCGGCACGCCAUAGAUGGCAAGUUCGUCUUUGUAGACCAGAGGGCAACGGCUAUUUUGGCGUAUUUACCACAAGAACUUCUAGGCACAUCGUGUUACGAAUAUUUUCACCAAGAUGACAUAGGACACCUCGCAGAAUGUCAUAGGCAAGUUUUACAGACGAGAGAAAAGAUUACAACUAACUGCUAUAAGUUUAAAAUCAAAGAUGGUUCUUUCAUCACACUGCGGAGUCGAUGGUUCAGUUUCAUGAACCCUUGGACCAAGGAAGUAGAAUACAUUGUCUCAACCAACACUGUUGUUUUAGCCAACGUCCUGGAAGGCGGGGACCCAACCUUCCCGCAGCUCGCAGCGCCCCCCCACAGCAUGGACAGCAUCCUGCCCUCCGGAGAAGGUGGCCCGAAGAGGGCCCAGCCCACUGUUCCAGGGAUUCCGGGGGGAACCAGGGCCGGGGCAGGAAAAAUCGGUCGAAUGAUCGCUGAGGAAAUCAUGGAAAUCCACAGGAUAAGGGGGUCAUCGCCUUCCAGCUGUGGCUCCAGCCCGCUGAACAUCACAAGCACGCCUCCCCCUGAUGCCUCUUCUCCCGGAGGCAAGAAGAUUUUGAAUGGAGGGACUCCAGACAUUCCUUCCAUUGGCCUACUACCGGGGCAGGCUCAGGAGAACCCAGGCUAUCCAUACUCGGAUAGUUCUUCUAUUCUUGGGGAGAACCCGCACAUAGGCAUAGACGUGAUGGACAACGACCAAGGCUCCAGCAGCCCCAGCAACGACGAAGCGGCGAUGGCGGUCAUCAUGAGCCUCCUGGAAGCAGACGCCGGGCUGGGCGGCCCUGUCGACUUCAGCGACUUGCCGUGGCCGCUGUAAACACUACAUGUUGCUUUCGCAACAGCUACAGUAUCAAAGUGCAUUAAUGGUGGAGUUUUACAGUCUGUGAAGCUUACUGGGUAAGGAGAGAACAGCUUUUAUGUACUGUCUUCAUAAAAGCCAUCUCAGAGCCAUUGAUACAAGUCAAUCUUACUCUGUGUAACUUCAGACAAAGUGGAACCAAGCCUGCUCCAGUGUUCCCUCAUCAUUGAUUAUUGGGCUAGCUGUGCAUAGCUUGCAUUAAUUGUAUAUUUUGGAUUCUGUUUGUGUUAAAUUUUUUUAAUCAUUGUGCACAGAGGCAUCAUUGGUAGCUUUUAUAUGCAAAUGGUCAUUUCAGAUGUAUGGUGUUUUUACACUACAAAGAAGUCCCCCAUGUGGAUAUUUCUUAUACUAAUUGUAUCAUAAAGCUGUUUAUUCUUCCUUGUAAGAAUCCUUUACUAUAAAUAUGGGUUAAAGUAUAAUGUA
Artibeus jamaicensis (Jamaican fruit-eating bat) is the source of this 3059-nucleotide messenger RNA. It is a transcript of the gene BMAL1, whose product is annotated as basic helix-loop-helix ARNT like 1. The transcript is spliced from 24 exons. Gene Ontology annotation, molecular function: protein dimerization activity; DNA-binding transcription factor activity, RNA polymerase II-specific; RNA polymerase II cis-regulatory region sequence-specific DNA binding. NCBI's taxonomy places the organism in Eukaryota, Metazoa, Chordata, Mammalia, Chiroptera, Phyllostomidae. The record is from RefSeq and is a predicted model, not a curated record. The coding region runs from base 630 to 2594 and encodes 654 amino acids. Gene Ontology annotation, cellular component: aryl hydrocarbon receptor complex; transcription regulator complex; nucleus. Gene Ontology annotation, biological process: circadian rhythm; regulation of transcription by RNA polymerase II.